Messenger RNA from Nyctereutes procyonoides (raccoon dog), 873 nucleotides. It is a transcript of the gene SYNGR4, whose product is annotated as synaptogyrin 4. The coding region runs from base 169 to 873 and encodes 234 amino acids. The record is from RefSeq and is a predicted model, not a curated record. Gene Ontology annotation, cellular component: neuromuscular junction; synaptic vesicle membrane. NCBI's taxonomy places the organism in Eukaryota, Metazoa, Chordata, Mammalia, Carnivora, Canidae. The transcript is spliced from 5 exons.
GCAUCACCCCCAAGCCCCACCACCCCCAUCCCAGGUCCUUAAAGGGAAGACUCCGAUUCUAAGAAGCAGCCGAGCCCAGGGCGGGCCUGGAGCCUCUGGACAGCGGCACCCAGCAGGCAGCACCCAGCAUCCCCCCUCCCGCCCCCCAGGGACCCAGAAGCAGCCGCCAUGCACAUCCCUGAAAGCCUCCAGGACCUGGCUGAUAGUGAAGCUGUGCAGUUUCUGAAGAGACCAAAGACAAUCACCCGGAUCUUUGCAGGGGUCUUCUCCCUCAUCGUCUUCUCCUCCCUGUUGACCGAUGGCUACCAGAACAAGACCGAGUCCUCAAAGCUCCACUGCGUCCUCAAUGGCAACAAGGUGGCCUGCAGCUUCACCGUAGGAGCUGGCCUCCUGGCUUUCUUCAGCUGCCUGACCUUCCUCGCCCUGGAUGCCCACGAGAGCCGCAUCGGCAGCACCCGCUUCAAGACGGCCUUCCAGCUCCUGGACUUCAUCCUGGCUGUCCUGUGGAUAGGCAUCUGGUUCGUGGGCUUCUGCUUCCUGGCCAACCAGUGGCAGCAUUCACCACCCAAAGGGUUCCUCCUGGGAAGCAGCAGUGCCAAGGCCGCCAUCACCUUCGCUUUCUUCUCCAUCUUCACCUGGAUUUUCCAGGCCUACCUGGCCCUCCAGGACCUCCGGAAUGAUACUCCAGUCCCUUACAAGCGCUCCCUGGAUGAGGGUGGCGUAGUGUUGACCACCCUCUCCCCGCCCUCUGCCACCAGCCCUGUGAACACGCCCACCACUGGCCCCAACAACCUGAGUUAUGCUGGUUCUGCCCCGUCCCCCUAUCUGACCACUCCGAAGGCCCCCCGCCUCGCUAUGAUGCCUGACAACUGA